Eucalyptus grandis is the source of this 1072-nucleotide messenger RNA. RefSeq names its product UDP-glucosyltransferase 29. Gene Ontology annotation, molecular function: UDP-glycosyltransferase activity. NCBI's taxonomy places the organism in Eukaryota, Viridiplantae, Streptophyta, Magnoliopsida, Myrtales, Myrtaceae. The coding region runs from base 101 to 874 and encodes 257 amino acids. The record is from RefSeq and is a predicted model, not a curated record. The transcript is spliced from 2 exons.
UCAUCUCUUUUCCCAACUAUAUAACAUAUAUCUGUUAAUAAGGAGAUUUUCAUCAUUCCUCACCCGCUGCUCAUACAUCACCAAAUUCACCACGACGGCCAUGGAUGCACCCAACUCGCGGAUCACCAGUCCACAACAGCGAAGCAUCCUCGCCAAGCGCAUCGGUAAGGAGGUCGUCGCCGUCAGGCCUCUUAAUCGAGAACCGGCCGGAGGCAAUGCUAGAGACGACGAGGGGGAGAUAAUGGGGUGGCUGGAGGGGAGGGAGAGGGGCUCAGUGGUGUUCGUGUCGUUCGGGAGCGAGUGCUUCUUAUCGAAGGAGGAGAUGGAGGAGAUGGCGCGCGGGCUGGAGCUUGCGAGCGAAGAAGUGGGGUUCGUGUGGGUGGUGAGGUUUCCUGGAGGAGACGGGGAGACGGUGAGCCUCGUUGAAGCCUUGCCUGAAGGGUUCUUGGAGAGGACAGAGGAUAGAGGCAUGGUGGUCCAAGGAUGGGCUCCUCAGGCCAAGAUCCUCAUGCACCCGAGCAUAGGUGGGUUUGUGAGUCACUGCGGUUGGAGCUCCGCAUUGGAGGCAAUUGUCUUCGGCGUACCCAUCAUAGCCAUGCCAAUGCACCUUGAUCAGCCCUUGAACAGCAAACUGGUGGCAGAUCUUGGGAUUGGCGUGGAGGUCCAGAGAGAAGACGGCAGGUUCCAAGGGGAGGAUGUGGCGAAAGCGAUCAAGCAAGUGGUGGUUCAAGAAGAAGGCGAGCAAGUCCGGAGAAGGGCGAAGGAACUGAGUGCGAGGAUCAGGGAGAGGCGAGAGGAGGAGACGAGCGUAGCGAUGAAGAAGCUGGAACGACUUUUUGGAGAAGAACAACUUUUGAUCUUGGCGAGACUGUGACUUGACAUGAUUGGUGGACCAAGAUUCGGAUUUGCUGGUUGAUGGCAUAAUUGAUAGAGUUGGCGGCAUAAAUAAGAGGAGGAAUCGAUGCGUUUCGAAUGAUGUUUCACGAAUCUGAUCUGGUUCUUGAUCUUUUCCGAACUCUUCAAUUUCCCCGGUUAAAGCAAAAAAGACAUAAAAACAAGAAGGCUGUCCAGA